Colius striatus (speckled mousebird) is the source of this 4232-nucleotide messenger RNA. RefSeq names its product DDHD domain containing 2 (gene DDHD2). Gene Ontology annotation, cellular component: COPII-coated ER to Golgi transport vesicle. The transcript is spliced from 16 exons. Bases 199 to 2334 code for a protein of 711 amino acids. The record is from RefSeq and is a predicted model, not a curated record. Gene Ontology annotation, molecular function: metal ion binding; protein binding; triacylglycerol lipase activity. Lineage: Eukaryota; Metazoa; Chordata; Aves; Coliiformes; Coliidae.
GGCCUGCGCCGGCGCCCGCGGAGCCCGGCCCGGGGGCUGCUGAGCCGCGGACACGCGUGUGCGCCAGGGGCGGCCCGGGGGGACCCCCGCGGCGUGGCCCGUGACCUGCCCCCCGUUAGGAGUCGCGCGUUUCGGGGCCGCGGGGUCGGUUUGGGGCGGGCCCGGCGUCGCGGGGCUCCGGCCGCCCGCACGGACACCAUGUCUACCCGGCAGCAGCCUCCGGCGCGGGCCCCGCAGCCCGGCGCGGCCGCCGGAGCCCCGCAGCUGGGCGAGCCGGAGGCCGCCGGUGGCUACGAAGCGGUGGUUCCGCACUGGUUCCACUGCAAGGUCACGGCGGACUCCCGGGAGCAGUGGGUCCCGUUCAGCGCCCAGGACUCGGCCAGGCUGGAGGCGGCGCACGGCUCAGGGGGAGGCCCAGCAGCCGUGGUGGUGCCGACGUCGGGCGGCCGCUACGACGUGCGGCUGCAGCAGCGGCAGCGCGUGGCCGUGUACUGGGACGAGGAGGUGGCUGAGGUGCGGCGCUGCACCUGGUUCUACAAAGGAGACAAGGACAACAAGUAUAUUCCCUACUCUGAGUCCUUCAGCGAAGAACUGGAGAAAGCUUACAUGAUGGCUGUGACCCACGAUGAGUGGAAGAAGAAACUGGAGUCCCCUAACAGGGAAGUCAUUAUCUUGCACAACCCAAAGAUGAUGGUUCAUUACCAGCCAGUUGCCAUCUCUGACGACUGGGCCUCGACUCCCACGGAGCAAGGGCGGCCUCGCACUGUGAAGAGAGGAGUGGAGAACAUUGCUGCUGAGAUCCCCAGUGGAGAGCCGGAGCAGAUCGAUCACCUGGUGUUCGUGGUGCACGGGAUCGGCCCCGCCUGCGACAUUCGCUUCAGGAACAUCGUGCAGUGCGUGAAUGACUUCAGGAACCUGUCCCUGGGGAUGCUGCAAACACACUUCAAGAAAGCCCAGGAGCAGCAGCAGGUCGGCCGGGUGGAAUUCCUGCCUGUCAACUGGCACAGCCCCCUCCACUCCACGGGGGUGGACGUCGAUCUGGAGCGAAUCACUCUGCCCAGCAUCAACCGCCUGCGGAACUUCAUCAACGACACCAUCGUGGAUCUUUUCUUCUACAACAGCUCCACCUACUGCCAGACCAUCGUGGACACGGUGGCAUCCGAAAUGAACCGCCUGCACCAGCUCUUCCUGCAGAGGAACCCUCAGUUCAAAGGGGGGGUCUCCAUCGCGGGGCACAGCCUGGGGUCACUCAUCUUGUUUGAUCUCCUGACAAACCAGAAGGCUGCUCCAGAGGAGGAGGAGCAGGGUGAGGAGGGCUCCAGGACAGCCUCCAGCAACAGGGGUAUUGAAGUAACAGAAAUGCUGCAGGAGCUGGAGCUGUCUGAGUACUGUGAUGUUUUUGAGAAGGAGAAGAUGGAUGGGCAGGCACUGUUCCUGUGCACAGAGGAAAACCUCAAAGAACUGGGAAUUCCCUUAGGACCCAGAAUGAAGAUACUCCAUUACAUCAGCUCCAGGAGGGAGAUGCAGGAGCAGAGUGCAGCAGGCUGCAGGCACAGCAGGGAGCACAGAGCCAGGCCUGGGGCCCCGUCACAGCACGACCUGGACAGCGCAGACGAGGGCAGGACCUGCCAAUACAGGGACGUUGGCUUGGGACAGGUCUUGGUGAAUUAUCCUCAACUGAACUACAACCCCAGGAUCUUCUUUGCUCUUGGGUCUCCCAUCGGGAUGUUCCUCACGGUGCGAGGAGUGAAGCGCAUCAACCCCAACUACAGCCUGCCCACCUGCAAGGGCUUCUUCAACAUCUUCCACCCCUUCGACCCGGUGGCAUAUCGGAUCGAGCCCAUAAUCGUCCCGGAUCUCGAGUUUGAGCCCAUGCUGCUGCCCCAUCACAAGGGCAGGAAGAGAAUGCACUUAGAGCUGAAGGAGGGGCUGACUCGCAUGAGCGCGGACCUGAAGAACAACCUGCUGGGGUCGCUGCGGGUGGCCUGGCAGUCCUUCACCCGCGCCCCGGUGCCCGCCCUCGAGGGCGCCGACGCUGAGCCUGAGCCAGAGGCUGAGGCUGGUGUGGAGAAGCAGCCAGAGAUAAAGGCAGAGAAGCCCCCUGCAGUGCUGAAGGAAGAGCCCUCCCUCAUUAAGGUGGGGAGGCUGAACGGAGGGAACCGCAUCGACUACGUGCUGCAGAAGAAGCCAAUCGAGACCUUCAACGAGUAUUUAUUUGCACUGCAAGGGCAUCUCUGCUAUUGGGAGUCAGAAGACACCGUUCUGCUGGUUCUGAAGGAGAUCUACCAGACAGAAGGCAUCGCUAUGGAUCAGCCUUUAGCAGGAAGCCAGUGACUGACCCGUGCUGUAAGUCACCCUGCUGACACUCCUUCCCGGGCUCCUAGGACACCUCUGAGGACAUCUGCUUCCCUUGAGGCAAUAAUACUCCUUGUUUACAGAGCUGUGUCUCAGGCAGGAGUUUGUGUCGGGUUUUUUCCAGCAUCUUUGGCUUCCUUUCCUCUGAUCCUGCACACAGCACCAUGGGACAGGGGGAGAGCUAAGACAGUGCUGCUGCUGGGGCAGGGCAGCGGUGACCACAAUCCCUUCAACGCAGCGAGGGAACGACCCACACUCCAAAGCUCCUGAGCUGGGUUCCUUACAGACAGGUGGCAAACCAGUGCUACUAGACCAGGAGGGUUUCCUGGGCACAGGGGACUGGGCUGGGGGGAUUUUGGCCUGUCCUAGUGCAGCUCUUCCUAUGAUCUCCUUUUGCUCUCUUAGAUGCAGUUAACUGAGUACUUACCAGGAAAAGUCCAGGAUUCUCUGCCUUCCUCUCUCCUCUGCUGCUGUCCCCUGCAUGCCACUUCCCAAGUACUUGCUGCUACCUAGAGAUGAGGAUGAUUUUCCUCCAUUUUGGGUCAGGAUUGGGGGGAAACCCCUUCUGCUCAAGCACACACAGCACUUGCACUCUGACUCCCUGUGGCAACCUGUACUUUUAACCCUCCACCCUGUGAGUUACCACACCAGCUCCUCGAGCACCUGAGCAGUCUGUCUGGGCUAGGGACCAACACUGAGGGCCUGGCUCUGCUCCUGGCUUAGUAGGGAAUUGUGCAGCUUGUGACCUUGAGAAGGAAAAGCCUUAAACAUAUGGUGUGGAGAGAGCUACAGCAGCCUUGGGAAGAGGAGAUGGCUGACUCCUCCCUGCCCUAGCACUGAGCAGCAGGCCUGGGGGAGGUGAGGGCCAGGGCACAGGCAUGUCUCUCGGCCAUCCUCAUCUCCUUGACUUGCUGCUGCAUGGUUUGUGCUGCCCUGGGCUGUGCCAGGCAGAGCUGCCCCAGGAGGCCUGAGAUCAGUGUGAUUGUGUACACCUGACCCAGGCCCUCCUGCCUGCUGUGGCUUCUCAGCAUCCUCACCCAGCCCCCUGCAGCCAGCAAACCCUGAGGCACCUUGUGCAGGACAGAGCUAGUGGCCAGGUGUAACUGUGUGGGAGGGAAGCUUCACCUCCACAUCAAACUAGGGCUAGAGAGGGGAAGGCAGCUGCUCCUCAACAGCAUCCAGGCAGGCUGGAGGCCUGGAGAGACAGGCUGCUGCAGUGUGGCUUUCAGGCUGGUGCCAGGGACCUCAGGCCAGCCAGGCUCCAGGCACUGGGGUAGGUUUGAAAUACGCAAAAGGCAGCCAGAGAGGUGAGAACCCAGACCCACAGUGUCCAGACACUGUAACUCACUGAAGGAAUGACAUCAGCACUGCAGGCAGUUCAGUCUUCAGGCUGAAGGACAUGAGGAAACAGCCUCAAGUUGCACCAGGGGAGGUUUAGAUGGGAUCUGAGGGAGAACUUCCCUGAGAGGGUUUAACAGCCCUGGCAAACCACUUUCCCUCCUGCUGACUUUUGACCUGCAUGGGGUAAGGAGCCUUGUUUUUUUUUCCCACAGCCUGUUGGUUUGUCCUCUGUUGUACUACAUUAUUUGCACUAUUGGAAAGGUUUUGUUUGCAGCCUACAUCCCCCUCCUCCCUCCCCAAAGGAACAGAAGCUGUUCUUUUACCUGACUGCAGGAACAGCCACGCUGCUCAGUCGCUGCCUGAACUACUGAUUGCUACAGCAUCUCCUACAAGAGUAGGAAAAGGAAGAGUCUUACCACAGACACUGGCAUGGUCAGCUUUUUAAGUUAUGCACUUUGUUUAAAAGAAAAAAACCCAGUUAAAUACAUUUUAAAUGUUAUUUAAUGUCUUUUCCAGUAAAAGCCAAAAUAAACAAG